This is a messenger RNA of Musa acuminata subsp. malaccensis (wild Malaysian banana), 978 nucleotides long. Lineage: Eukaryota; Viridiplantae; Streptophyta; Magnoliopsida; Zingiberales; Musaceae. The record is from RefSeq and is a predicted model, not a curated record.
GUCCCUCCCACCAGCAUCAUCGUCUCCACUCCAAAUGGCUACCUUGGUGAAGCAACUGCCCCUUCUCUUCCUCUUCCUCCUCGCCUUCUCUGCGUCCCAAGCAAUCCAUGCAAGAGAGAGCCAGUUCUUCAGUAAGACCUCAAGAGAAGAACCCAAGGAAGCCGCUGCACCCUCAAAGGGAGAGGCUCCUGCGGCCACCAAGAAGGAAGAUCCCCCUGCGCUCCCUCCCCAAAGCCAUAAUGGCCAUGGCCUUUACGGGCGUGGCCCCUACCGGUUCUCGCCCACCACCACGAGCAGCUACGGCACCUACAACUACAACGGCGGCGCCCGUGGGAAUCGCGAUUCUACCUUCCAAUCCGGCGUCCCGGCUGGCACUGAGCUGGGCGGCGAAGAGAAAUUCGAGAACGGGGAGGAGUAUCAUGCGGUGUACAACUACGGCACGCGAUGGAAGCCUGACAACAACCGCCCCUCGUCGUUCUCGAACGAGUACGAGACGACGCCGACGACGACGCCGCCGGCGGAGUGGAAGGGCGAGACCGAUCCCACCAAGCAGUACGGCAUGAGCGACACCCGGUUCUUGGAGAACGGCAAGUACUUCUACGACGUUAAUGCCGAAGGGAAACAGUACGCACAGCGUUCCUACCAGUGGAGGGGAAACCCUGAAGGAUAUGAGCCGUACACCGGCGCAAGAACUGGCGGCUAUGGCGACAGAAGAUAUGGUUCUUGGAGGGGCGGCUACGGACACAGCAAUGCCGGGGAAGAGUACCAGGGCAGCCAAGAGGACUACGUUCCUUGAUAGACCCGCCGCCAUUGUAGUAGCUAAUGACUCUCCAAAGCAUUUGGUUUCAGCAAGUGUGUUGAUGUUCGAGUCAUUCUCAAUGUUUCUUUCUUGAUGCUUCUCAUCAUGCAUUCGGGUAGUACGAUCGAAAUGUAAUGUUUCAGAUAUCGAGAAGUAUUAGUGGUUCGUCGAUUAAUAGA